Coccinella septempunctata (seven-spotted ladybird) is the source of this 453-nucleotide messenger RNA. RefSeq lists its product as uncharacterized. The transcript has a single exon. Bases 1 to 453 code for a protein of 150 amino acids. The record is from RefSeq and is a predicted model, not a curated record. NCBI's taxonomy places the organism in Eukaryota, Metazoa, Arthropoda, Insecta, Coleoptera, Coccinellidae.
AUGGGAAUACAAAUGAAUGAUGAAUGUCUAUCAACCCUCCUAUUCGCCGAUGACCAAGUUAUCGUAACUAAUGACGAGAACGAUGCUGACUAUAUGUUCAGAAAGUUGAAAGAAGAAUUUGAAGCAUGGGGUCUGACCAUAAACAUGAACAAAUCUGAAUAUUUAAAAGUAGGAGACCAACAAGAAGAAGACCCAGAUCUGCAAAUCCAUAAUCUGAAAAAAUGUAGCCAGCUCAAAUACUUAGGAAGCAUCAUUUCGAAAGAUGGAACAUCAAAAAAGGAUAUAGAAAACAGGACACAGUUAGGAAAGAAGGCAAUCCGAUUGCAAAACUCGUUACUCUGGUCAACCAGAAUAAAACUUCAAACAAAGAUGACUAUCUACACAUCGAUUGUAGAGCCAAUUUUGACCUACGGUGUGAAUGCUGGCAACUCUCAGAGAGGGAGAGAAGGAUGA